AUGGCAGAAGAAUUCAAAGCUCAAGGAAACAAGGCUUUCUCGGCUGGCGACUUUGAUACAGCCAUAAAAGCAUUCUCCCAAGCUAUAGAACUAGAUACUUCAAAUCACGUACUAUACUCCAACAGAUCCGCCGCAUACGCAAGCUUAAAGAACUACCAAAAGGCACUCGAAGAUGCCGAAAAGACAGUCGCUCUCAAACCAGACUGGGCAAAGGGAUACUCACGAGUUGGAGCUGCUCAAUACGGCCUAUCAAAGUAUGGCGAUGCUGCUAAAGCAUACGAAGAAGGAUUGAAACUGGAUCCUUCCAAUGCUCAGAUGCAGAAGGGGUUGGAUGACUCUGAGAAUAUGCUCAUGAACGAAAUGAAUGAUAUGCCAGGCGGCAGUGCUGAUCCCUUUGGCAAAAUGUUUGGAGCAGAUAUAUGGGGAAAGAUUGCUACAAAUCCGAAACUAUCAGCGUAUCUCGCUCAGCCCGAUUUCGUCAAUAUCGUGAAGGGUAUUCAGGCCAAUCCUCGUACGAUGAAUCAGCAUCUUCAAGAUCCAAGGAUUAUGAACCUCGUAAUGAGCUUGAUGGGAAUCAACGCAUCAGCUGGCGGUGGUGACGAUGCCGCAUUCGACGAUGAAGAUACUCCAAUGUCAGCUGCUCAACCUACAUCUGAACAACCCACCCAACAACCAUCAUCCACAACAAAAACCUCAUCAACACCAUCUAGUACAACAAGACAAACACCAAAACAACCAGAACCUCAACCAAUGCAAGUGGAUGAACCGGAAGUCGAAUUAUCGGAAACUGCCAAAGCUCGAGUCGCAAGUGAUGCUGAAAAAGAAAAGGGUAAUGUCAGUUAUAAGGCUAGGAAGUUUGAGGAUGCGUUGAAGCAUUAUGAUGCUGCUUGGGAGGCUGAUAAGACCAAUGUGCCUGUGUUGACUAAUAAGGCUGCGGUCUUGUUUGAAAUGGAAAAAUACCAAGACUGUAUAAAAGUCUGCGAAGAUGCUAUUGAAGUCGGUCGUGAACUACGUGUAGAUUACAAACUGAUUGCCAAGGCAUUCGCAAGAAUCGGAAAUGCAUAUGCCAAAAUGAAUGACCUACCCAACGCAAUCAAAUACCUGCAAAAAUCUCUGUCAGAGCACCGAGAUGCUGGUGUACUCGACCGACUCCGUGCUAUUGAAAAGCAGAAAGCUGUGGCUGAUAAGGAAUCCUAUCGUGAUCCAGUCAAGAGUGAUGAAGCUCGUGAGAAGGGUAACGAGUUUUUCAAGAAGGGGGUCUGGCCUGAUGCUGUCAAGUUUUACACUGAAGCAAUCAAAAGAAACGACACCGAUGCCCGAAACUAUGCCAACCGAGCAGCAGCAUACAUCAAGUUAUUGGCACUACCUGAAGCAGACAAGGAUUGUGACGAAGCGAUUCGUCUAGAUCCCAACUUUGUCAAGGCAUAUAUUCGUAAAGCCGCUAUAUUCAUUACCAAGAAAGAGUUUACGAAAGCUGUGGAUAAGCUACAGGAAGCCAAGAUGAAGGAUGUUGAUGGAAAGGCUGCUGCUGAGAUUGAUCAACAUCUCAUGAAAGCAUACGCAGGACUGAAUGAAGUACAAACUUCUGAAAACAAGGAAGAAACAUUGAAACGAGCACAGAAUGAUCCUGAAGUCAUGUCCAUUAUGAAUGAUCCUGCUAUGAGACUUAUCUUGCAACAGAUGCAAGAAGAUCCUAGUGCUGCUAAAGCUCAUAUGAGGAAUCCAGAUGUUGCAGCCAAGAUUCGUGUGCUUGUUAAUGCUGGUAUUCUGAGAAUUGGCUAA
Molecule: messenger RNA, 1782 nt
Organism: Synchytrium microbalum
Lineage: Eukaryota; Fungi; Chytridiomycota; Chytridiomycetes; Synchytriales; Synchytriaceae
Exons: 10
Coding region: 1-1782 (593 amino acids)
Molecular function (GO): Hsp90 protein binding
Source: RefSeq, a predicted model, not a curated record